This is a messenger RNA of Loxodonta africana (African savanna elephant), 1446 nucleotides long. RefSeq names its product olfactory receptor 5B3-like. Gene Ontology annotation, molecular function: G protein-coupled receptor activity; olfactory receptor activity; odorant binding. Gene Ontology annotation, biological process: sensory perception of smell; G protein-coupled receptor signaling pathway. Bases 502 to 1446 code for a protein of 314 amino acids. NCBI's taxonomy places the organism in Eukaryota, Metazoa, Chordata, Mammalia, Proboscidea, Elephantidae. The record is from RefSeq and is a predicted model, not a curated record. Gene Ontology annotation, cellular component: membrane. The transcript has a single exon.
GGUACUUCUGUUAACAUGAAUAAGUUUCGAGGUAUGAACUAAUGAACCUCAUAUGGUUGUUGGAAGGAAUAAAUGGAUAUGUACAUAAAAUGUCUACAGCAGUGUCUGGCACAUGAACUAUAUAAAAGUAUAAUUUUUCACUAAGCUCAGGAAAACUGAGAUGGCAAAUCAUGUCACUUAUGACAUGUCAUGUUGGCCAAGUUAUGACUUUUCUACAGCUCACUUUAAAAAUUUAUAAAAUUUAAAAGUCAGGGAGACGUUCCAUGAAAAUACUUCAGUUUCAACAGUUAGUAACUAUAUAGAUAAUUUGUGCACUAAAUUUCAUUGUCAAGCCCAUAAUUUAUGUAUGCAGAUUUUCGAAAUACAAAAUAUUGCCAUAACAAAAUAAUGCCCGUGGUAUUUAUAUAUUUCAAUUUCAUUUCAAUCUCUUUUCUGUGUUUAACACUUUGUUCUUUUAUUUGUCAUUGAUACAGGACAUCUCUUGAUUCCUAAGUAACAUCAAUGGAGAACAGUACAGAAGUCAUUCUGUUUAUCCUGCUAGGACUAAGCAAUACCCCAGAGCUGCAGGUCCUCUUCUUUAUGCUGUUCACUCUCCUUUACCUCAUCAGUGUGCUUGGGAACCUGGGGAUGAUUGGGUUGAUUUUGUUGGACUCUCGCCUCCACACUCCCAUGUACUUUUUCCUCAGUAACUUGUCUCUGGUGGACAUUUGUUACUCCUCAACUGUCACUCCCACAGUGUUGGCUGGGUUCCUUACAGGAAACAAUGUCAUCUCCUACAAUGCAUGUGCUACUCAGAUGUUCUUUUUUGUAGUAUUUGCUACUGUGGAAAAUUUCCUGUUGGCCUCAAUGGCCUAUGACCGCUACGCAGCAGUGUGUAAACCCCUACAUUACACCACCACCAUGACUACAGAACUGUGUGCCCGUCUGGUUCUAGGUUCCUAUGUUGGUGCUUUACUGAAUGCCUCCAUCCACAUUGGAAACACCUUCAGUCUUUCUUUCUGUAUGCCCAAUGUGGUCCAGCACUUUUUCUGUGAUCCUCCAGCUGUCAUGGUUCUCUCUUGCUCUGAUAGACAUGUUAGUGAGAUGGUUCUUAUUUUUGCUGCAAGCUUCAAUAUCUUUUUUGCUCUUCUGGUUAUCUUCCUUUCCUACCUGUUCAUAUUAAUCACCAUCCUAAAAAUACACUCGGCUGAGGGAUACCGGAAGGCCUUAUCCACCUGUGGUUCCCACCUCACUGUAGUCUCCAUACUCUAUGGGACAGGCACCUUCAUGUAUCUACAGCCCAGCUCCAGUCAUUCCAUGAGCACAGACAAAAUGGUGUCUGUGUUCUAUACUAUGGUCAUCCCCUUGCUGAACCCUCUAAUCUAUAGCCUGAAGAACAAGGAGGUCAAGAGUGCAUUCAGAAAGGUUGUUGAGAUGGCAAAAUUGUCUCUUGGCUUAGCCUUUUAA